UUAAUCCGAGAUUGCCUCUACCGCCCGCCUCCCCCGGGUUCAGAUCAGCCUCAUUUCCGGCUGCGACUCGUCUCGCCUACGUCCGGGAGUGGCUGAGCUUGCUUCUUCUCCUCCGUGAAGCUUUCGGGCCGAGAGGAUCCAUCCUGGCGGGAGCGGCUCGUGGGGCUCCGAUCGCAGCCAUGAGUGAGGCAGAAGUGAACCCCAAAGCUUACCCUCUGGCUGAUGCACAGCUCACCAAGACACUGCUGGAUCUUGUACAGCAGUCUUGCAACUACAAACAGCUACGCAAAGGUGCCAAUGAAGCUACUAAGACACUGAACAGAGGAAUAGCAGAAUUCAUCGUGAUGGCUGCAGACGCUGAGCCCUUGGAGAUCAUCCUACAUCUGCCACUUCUUUGUGAGGACAAGAAUGUGCCCUAUGUUUUUGUGCGCUCCAAGCAGGCCUUGGGGCGGGCAUGCGGUGUCUCCCGGCCUGUCAUUGCCUGCUCAAUUACUAUCAAGGAAGGGUCACAACUGAAACCUCAGAUUCAGUCUGUCCAGCAAGCCAUUGAGAGACUGCUGGUCUAGAAACCAGUAGGUCCAGUCUGUACUUAGCAAAAUAAAAUUGGAGUGAGGGAA
Molecule: messenger RNA, 617 nt
Organism: Alligator sinensis (Chinese alligator)
Lineage: Eukaryota; Metazoa; Chordata; Crocodylia; Alligatoridae
Gene: SNU13
Product: small nuclear ribonucleoprotein 13
Exons: 3
Coding region: 180-566 (128 amino acids)
Biological process (GO): ribosome biogenesis; mRNA splicing, via spliceosome; maturation of SSU-rRNA
Cellular component (GO): precatalytic spliceosome; box C/D methylation guide snoRNP complex; small-subunit processome
Molecular function (GO): RNA binding
Source: RefSeq, a predicted model, not a curated record